Octopus sinensis (East Asian common octopus) is the source of this 4815-nucleotide messenger RNA. RefSeq names its product protocadherin gamma-A11-like. NCBI's taxonomy places the organism in Eukaryota, Metazoa, Mollusca, Cephalopoda, Octopoda, Octopodidae. Gene Ontology annotation, molecular function: calcium ion binding. The record is from RefSeq and is a predicted model, not a curated record. The coding region runs from base 251 to 2908 and encodes 885 amino acids. Gene Ontology annotation, cellular component: plasma membrane. The transcript is spliced from 4 exons. Gene Ontology annotation, biological process: homophilic cell-cell adhesion.
CUAUUUCUCUCUUUCACACUCAUUCAUUCACUUUCCCUGUCUUUCUAUCUCUCUCAUAUUCACACAACAACACAGACCACGAUACAUCAGCAGCAGUGACUGUACAACUCUACAGCAGGAUACACAGCUCAGCUAACGUUACACUGAGAAAGAUUUAACAGCAACGAUUUAUGGUAAAUGCUAAUGCCUCGCUUCUAAAUAGAUAUAAAUAAACAUAAAUACAAUUUAUAUAUUUUUUUUUUAACUGAUUAUGCUGACAGUAGUGUGGCCAAAACUUACAUGGAUUCUUAUGGCUUUACUGAAGCUAUCCUGUUGUGCUGACAUCAUUUUUCAUGUUAAAGAAGGCAGAUAUCCUGGUGAAUAUGUUGGGGACAUAGCCACCGAUAGACUUUUGUUAGAAAGCAUUCCAUUGCGAGAACACAAUCUACUUACAUUCAGUCAGCUGCAUGAAAGUUUGAGUGGGAAAUCUCAGCUAUUCAACCUCACCAAAACAGGAAAACUUUACACAGCACUGACAUUAGAUGCUGAAUCCUUUUGUAAAUACAACACUGAAUGUUCUGCUGUUGUUGAAGUAGCUGUUCAGAAGGAGGAUUCUUUUGUGAGGAUUAUAGAAGUUAAAGUCAUUGUCGAUGAUGUUAAUGAUAAUCCGCCAGAAUUUCCAGACAAAACAGUUAAUCUUCAGUUUUAUGAAACUGACGGUAAAGGAACUGCAAAAUCAAUACCAAAUGCUAACGAUCGAGAUGUUGGAGUUCUGAAUUCCCAAAUUACAUAUCAGUUAGCUGACAAUAUGAACGAAACUUUCAAGUUAUCAGUAUCAAAAAAGUCUGUGGGUAAAUCUAAACUUGAGAUUAUUUUAAAGAAAAAACUCGAUAAAGAGAUUCAAGACAAAUAUGUAUUAAGAGUCAUUGCCAGAGACAGUGGCUAUCCAACUAAAGAAAAUAAGCUUGAUGUUAUUGUAACCGUCACUGACCAAAAUGACAAUGAACCUGUUUUCACCAAGAAUGUUUAUAAUGUUUCUGUGAGAGAAGGAUACCACACAAAUGAAGCCAUUGUUAUGAUAUCAGCUAAAGAUUUAGAUUCAGGUGAAAAUGGGAAUGUUUCUUACAGCUUCAAUAGUGAUACCACAAACCUUACAAAGUCUUAUUUUCAGUUGAAUAGAGAAACUGGAGAGAUUUUUCUUAGCAAAAAUUUUCCAUUUGAUAAAAGACAAACCUAUAAGAUGUUCAUUGAUGCCACAGACAAUGGCAGUCCUCCAUUGAGUUCUACAGCAAUUGUACUAGUUAACGUGCUAAACCAACAGAACAAUGCUCCAAGGAUUGAUGUGAAAUUUGUCUCUAAAUCUGAUGGAAAUAUUGUUACCAUAUCAGAAGGAGUGAAAGUUGGUAGUUUCAUUGCUUAUGUGAAGGUCGUUGAUAAUGACAGUGGCCACAAUGGAGAAGUUGAUUGUAUUCUAAAUCAUGAGAAGUUUAUGCUUCAAAGUCUGGGGAAAAAUAAAUAUAAAGUUGUUCUCAAAAGUCUAGUUAAUAGAGAAUUAGAAAGUCACAUGGACUUAAGUAUUGUCUGUGAAGAUAAAGGAUUUCCAUCCUUAAAGACAGAGAGAAAAUUUUCUAUUGAAGUGAUGGAUGUCAAUGAUGUACAACCAUACUUUACAAAAAGCACAUUUAAAUUCUUAACUUAUGAAAAUGAAGAACCUAAUUUUCCUGUUGGGUUUAUCAAUGCUACAGAUCCUGAUUUAGGUCUGGGAGGACAGCUAUCAUAUUCUUUGUUUGAUGAACAUGGUUAUGUUCUUCCAUUUAAGAUUUCCAAUUUUGGAUUUAUUACAACAACUCAGUCAUUAGAUCAUGAACAACAGGAAACAUAUAGCUUCCAUGUUUUAGUCAAAGACAAUGGGACGCCAUCUUUGAAUAACACGGCCAAUGUUUUUGUUGAAAUCAUGGAUGAAAAUGACAAUGCACCUUAUUUUACUUUCCCUAGUGUUAACCCUUUCAAUCUAGAUGUCCACUACCAUCCACAGAGUAAGAGUGACAUCACAACCUUAAGAGCUUCUGAUAGAGACAGUCAUGUAAAUUCCUUCCUCAGGUAUGAAAUACUUGGAGGCAACAAUAAGCAGUUGUUUAAAGUGAAUCCACACACAGGAGUUUUGUCUUUCUCUCGUACAGUGUACCAAAAUGAUGCUGGAUCGUAUAAUCUAAAAUUAGCUAUCAAAGACAGUGGUACUCCAGUUUUAUCAGCCACAACUACACUGUCUUUGACGUUAACUGUUAGCAAUACAACAGCCAGAAUGUACACAGCUGAAGACACGGAAUCAGACAACAGAAUACAUAUUAACUUGAUGGUUAUUAUUGUCGUAGCAGCAGUGAUAGUUUCUGUUGCUAUUGUUGUGUCUAUAAUAGUAUGUGUUGUUCAUAAAAGGAGUCAGAGAAAUGUUCAGUAUGGCACAACUAAUGACUGCACUGGGGAAAGAAGACCAUCGGGUUACGUGUGUGAACAAAUAUCACCAAAAUACGAUGUUCCUUUUACCAUGGUAGCAGAUCAUGGCAGUAAUAAAACUUCUCAGACUACAUUAUUAAGACGAGAACAUCAUUCUGGAUACAAAUCUGACCAUAACUGGGAUGGUUCCACCUCAGGGAUACAUCUGCCUGCAAUUAAACAAGAAGCUUAUCAGGUGGCAACAGUAACAUCUGGAAUUGGUAAAGAAGAAAGACAGUGGGUUAUAGCUCCAGACCAUCUUAGUGAAAUGCCAGCGUUACCAUCCAUUACUGAUAAUCAACACAGUUGGAAUGAAGCCAGCACAGGGCUCUAUGAAACUUUACCAGGAAAUGAAGGACACUGCUUGUAUGAUGGUGAUACUCAUUUACGACGAUCAUGUGAUGCAGUUAACUAUUUUGUCCAGCCCAUUGCUUUCUAGUUGGAUAAUACCUAGGUACGAUGAAGACAGGUUAAUGAUAUCUGUAUACAGAAUUGUCAAUAUAUCAAACAAUAACCACAGAGGUUUGUCAGUGACACCAUACAAAAUACCUAUUUCUUUACUACCCACAAGGGGCUAAACACAGAGGGGACAAACAAGGACAGACAAAUGAAUUAAGUCGAUUACAUCGACCCCAGUGCAUAACUGGUACUUAAUUUAUCGACCCUGAAAGGAUGAAAGGCAAAGUCGACCUCGGCGGAAUUUGAACUCUGAACGUAAUGGCAGACGAAAUAUGGCUACGCAUUUCACCUGGCAUGCUAACAUUUCUACCAGCUUGACUCCAUACAAAAUACCAGUACAAAUUUGUCAGUGAUUUAGUGCCCUAUUUCCUGAAGCAGAUUGGUUUGGAACCCAGUCCUGAAACGAGCCACCAAAGAGAUUGGCAUUGCAGCUAAAACCAUCUGAAAUUGGCUGUAAUUGACAAGAGACCACAGAUGGAACCCUUCUAGAGAUUCUCACUGCCACACUCAGACAAAAUGUGUAGAUUAAGGGAUGAAAUAUUUGCAACCCCACAGUACGUGCUGAUGAUACAAAGGGGUUUACAAUGUCGCAAUUUUAGUCAUGAAAAUUGACUUACAGGAUACAAAACUGGUUUUUCUGGAUGUGAUAUUUUGUGUAGCUACAACCAACCACUAGAAUGGUUUACCAUCACUGUAGUUUUGUUGACAUCCAUUUGUUGCAAAUAGCUGACAGAUGGAUGAAAACUUAACAUUCUUUUCAACUUUCAAUGAGGAUUUUUCAAAUAGACAAUUCAAAACUGUUUCUAAAAGGUAACAAGUCAUUAAAUAAUGGAAGACAUAUAUCAGGGGUGGGUUAUGUGUGGUGGAGAAGGAGGUAUAAUCUGCCAACAUCUUAUGCUGUCCUGUCUCUUGAUUGUGUGGUCAUUGGGGGCAUUGGCUGAUGAUUCCACGACCAGAUUUUGCCACUUCUCUCAGUUUUCUACUGCUUUCUGUGAGUCAGUAAAAUUGAGGCCUAUCCACUUUUUGAUGCUUACAAGACCAUCUUUUCUUUGGCCUGCCUUGCUCUCAGCCACCUUUCACUGUACCUUGCAGGAUUGUCUUUGCUAGGCCAGGGCUUUUUUGUGACAUAGCCACACCAUUUCAGUCUCCUUGUAAUUACUAUUGGCAGCAGAUCAUUGUGUGGUCCAAUAGCCUCACUUGAUCAUUUGUCACAUAUUCUUUGUACAAGAUACCUAGGCACCAUCUGUAACCAGCAACCAGUAAGCUAACAUUCUGUGAUAAUUUGGCUUGUUUUCACAGAGGGAAUGAGAAGGGACCAAGAAUUCUAGGGGUUUGCUGUGCUUCAGAAGACACAUCAAGCUAAGUGAAUACUUUGUUGUCCUUCCAUACAGGCAUACUCUGCUGCACCCCUCUUCUGCUGACCAUUCCUAAUCUUGCAGGGUCAUAGGUGCUGGUGCCACAUAAAAAGCACCCAAGCUGGUGCCACAUAAAAGGCACCCAAGCUGGUGCUGCAUAAAAAGCACCCAGUAGUCUGUAAAGUAGUUGAUGUUAGGAAGAGCAUCCAGCCGUGGAAACCAUGCCAAAACAGACAUGGGGACCUGAGCAGCUCUUCAGCUUCCCAGCUCCUGUCAAACUGUCCAACCCAUGCUAGCAUGGAAAAUGGACGUUAAAUGAUGAUAAUGAUGAGGAUGAUGAUGAUGAUGAGGAUGAGGAUGAUGGUGGUGGUGGUGAUGGUGGUGAACAAUUAUUGUGUCUAGAGAGCUUAUACUCAUCUGACUCCCUAGUCUAUGACAUUUGGUCUGUCAUCUGUAAUAUGCUUGCAUUAGAUGCAGGGCAAUUUUUUUUUAUACAUUUAAUCAUCAAUAAAGCACAUCAUACACACAUCGA